AUGAGCUCCCCUCGUGCUAAUAUCCCUAACGAGGCAAGCCACAUAUCGGCUCCACCACCUUGUGUCCAAAAAGAUGUCGAAUCCGACUUUACCAUUCCCAUGAAAAUACUUCCUACAGACACAAACACAAACACAAACGCAAACCCAAUCCUCAACAUCUCAGAGGAGGCAAGUGACAAAGAAAAUAUCUCACCACCACCACCACCACCACCGCCAUCCAAUGGCAAACACCUCAAUGUCAAUAUAUCAAAACGUGGAAACGCUUGGGACUGGGAAGUGGGAGCAAUAGCUAUAAGCUUCAUUGCAUUGCUAGCUCUGGUGGUUCUACUCAUAUACGCUGAUGGCCGCCCGUUACGCGAAUGGAGCGGUACUCUAUCUCUCAACACUGUCGUUUCCGCCCUAGGAUCCGUAUCCCGAACUUCUCUAGGGUUCGCCGUCAGUUCAUGUCUCGCCCAGGACAAAUGGAACUACUUUAGAAGGAGGCCGGGGAAUCUCGCCACUUUUGAUAGCUUUGACGAAGCUAGCCGUGGUCCGUGGGGAUGUUUCUGGCUCAUCAUCAAGCUAAGAGCCCGUCACUGGGUUGUUCUCGGUGCACUUAGCUCGAUUUUACUUAUAGGGUUCGAACCGUUCCUACAGGCUGUCAUCUCUUUCCCUGGGCAGAUGGAUCCCAGUAUCGAGGCCACAAAAUCUCAAAUCGGUCGGAGCGAUCUUCUAGAUGUGGGCUCAUACGUCGAAAAUGCCGGUGGCGCUUUAACACGGGUAAGGCUUGCACCCUCUGACGAAUCCGUAGCGUUCACAAGCUUCGACUCUCUACCAGAUCCCGGCAUGAGGUCUUCGUUUUACGACGGGAUUUACAAUUCCUCGUUCAGCACCAAAAAGACUGCCUCAUUCUCCUGCCCCAAUGGAAACUGCACCUGGCCGAUAUAUACCUCGUUGGCAAUCUGCAGUGCAUGCACCGAUAUUUCGAGCCAUAUUCAGCGUUACGCGCAGCGAGGGGAUAACCUACAGUCACUACGCAAUCCCGAAAUUGAUAUUAAGGAUUCCAAUUUCACGAUCGUGUCUCUGCCUAGGCUUAAUCUCACCAAUCUUAGCAACGGCGCCGCCAACAUGUCCAAGAUUGGCAAAAGCACUGUCGAUGCCUAUAUGGCUACCACGAUCAUCACUGACCCCCACUUCACCUUGAACUUCCAGAACUUAACCACCAUGAUCACCACGGUGCAGAUGCUGAAAGCCGCGCCCGGUUUCGAAGCCGAGGAGUUGAAGUGGGAGGACACGCCCGUGACCGCGACAGAGUGCUCGCUGUACUUCUGCGUGCAAGCGUUCGACUCGGAGGUGAUAAACGGCGUGCUCACGGACCGGAUCGUGUCGACGUGGGCGCGGCGCGACUUCGCGACCUACACCGCGGCCGACAACAGCGCGGGCCACCCGAGCCUCAACUCCAAGGACAUGUACGAGGCCUACGACAAGUGGAACAACUACUCGCUGUACCCGGCGUACGGGGACGUCUCCCGGACCGACCUGGAGCUGUUCAUCACGAACGAGGACGUGAAGCUCAGCGCGCUGCCGCAGGACGUCACGCGCCGCUUCCGGCUGACGCAGAACACGGUGGGCACGACGACGCGCUUCGUCAACGAGCAGCUGCUCAGCAAGAAGAUGACGUGGCCGGCGGGCGUCGGCGACGACACGGGCAUCAGCUCCACGGCGCAGGCCCUCUACCAGAGCCACAACCUGUCGACGACCUUCGCCAACGUCGGCUCGACGGUCACGAACUGGAUGCGCGACAUCUCCAACGAGACGCAGACCGGCAUGGGCGAGGAGUGGGUCACGCACAUCGCCGUCAAGUGGACGUACCUGACCCUCCCCGCGCUCACAAUCCUCCUGGGGCUCGCGUUCAGCCUCUGGUCGAUCCAGGAGACGCACAGCUUGGACCUGGACCCCUGGAAGACGGACAUGAUUGCGGUGCUCACUCAUUCAGUCGAUGACGACACCCGCGCGCAGCUCAAGGUCGCCGCCAGCAAUGGAUACCUGCAGCAGGCGGUCGGGGGCAUGACGGUGUCGCUGGAAGAUAAUGGGUCGGGGCUCGAGUUGAGGAGGAAGCUGGAGUAG
Molecule: messenger RNA, 2106 nt
Organism: Hypoxylon fragiforme
Lineage: Eukaryota; Fungi; Ascomycota; Sordariomycetes; Xylariales; Hypoxylaceae
Exons: 2
Coding region: 1-2106 (701 amino acids)
Source: RefSeq, a predicted model, not a curated record